AGGCUGCUGGUGAGGCGUUUUUUUUUCGGUCCUCGGAACGUCCAAAUUUCGUGCGGUUAAGCCGACGGCGGUGUGCAGUGCGCGUUGCCUACCUUGCAGGCGCUGCCUCAGUUGGGCUCGUUACUUGGCGCCGUUGAGAUCGUCGGGAGUUGCUUUUUGAAGGAUUGAAAAUUGAGUAACAAAAAAUAAAACAAUCUUAAAGUGCUGAUGUAAUCUUCGUCAAAAGGGAUCAUAAAACAAAGCAAAGAGAAGGUACCGAAAGGGGAAGAGUGAGUUAUAAAACAAGUGCAUUUCUCACUGUCAGAGCAGCUGUGGCAGAUCCUCGUGAAGUGUGCUUAUCAUGAAGGAAAAGGGAAGCUUUUCCCUGAUAAGAGGGAUGAUGGUGUUGUGUUGAUGAUUAUUACUUUAUAAUGGGAAAGUGGUGGUAGCAAAAAAAAGUGUGGCAAUUUCAACAAAAAAAAGUGAAGUGAGAAAUGACGGACAGUGUUGAGUGUUGAGCGAAGAAAAAUGAAUUAUUGGAGGAAAAAGUGAAAACAAGUUGUUGAGAGUUACAAAAGGAGGAAGAAAAAUAGGAAGACGACACUCACUGGACGCACCACGGCACCACACCACGGAGAGGACAUAAAUUCCGAUAAGACAAUUGCCAGGCGUUGAUCCCGCGGGAGGUCCCCCCCCCCCCUGGUGAAGGCCUCCAACUUCCAAAAACGUGGCCAAGUGAUUUACUGGGGCAAUCGCGUAAGUACUGUCUCCCUGGAGGGUGAGAAAUAAAAAGAAGUGGACGCAGUGAGCGAUGAGAAGUGAGAAUUCAAGUUUAAAUUAAGCGCUUAAAUUUGAAAAUUUCGUGAAAAGUGUAGGAAAACCACAACUCCACAACUUUUUAGGGGUCAACCAAAAAAUAUAAAUUUAAUCCCAGUUGAAAGUGUCUGAGCCGCAGUCUGAGUGUCGUCUCAAAGUUGAGUGAGUGAGUUUUCGCGGGAAAAAAUCGUGGAGUUAAAAGUUUUCUGGAGAAUUGCAAAAAGGUGAAAUAAAAAAAAAGGAGGAGACUAGAGUAAGCCAUCAUGAACACGUCACUCAGAAUUAGCUUAUCGUCGGUGGCACUGCUGGUGCUGGCCGUCUGGCUCAAUCUGGUUGGAGACGUGUCAACAUUCCAGCCGGAUUUCGCCGAGCCAAUCAUCAACAUCUCGGUCGCCAUCGGACGGGACGCGACGUUCACCUGUCACGUACGGCAUUUGGGCGGCUACCGGGUGGGCUGGGUGAAGGCGGACACCAAAGCCAUCCAGGCGAUCCACGAGAACGUCAUCACGCACAACCCGCGGGUGUCGGUGUCGCACGCGGACCAGAACACCUGGAACCUGCACAUCAAGCAGGUCACCGAGGACGACCGGGGCGGGUACAUGUGCCAGCUCAACACCGACCCGAUGAAGAGUCAGCUCGGCUAUCUGGACGUGGUGAUUCCGCCGGAUUUCAUCACGGAAGACACCUCCUCGGACGUGAUCGUUCCCGAGGGCAGCUCCGUGAAGCUCACCUGCAGAGCCAAAGGAUAUCCGGAACCGGUUGUAACGUGGCGCCGGGAGGACACCACGGAAAUCGUCCUCAAGGAUGCGGCCGGUACGAAGCAGUUGGUGAACUCGUACCGCGGCGAGGUGCUCAAACUGACCAAGAUUUCACGCAGCGAGAUGGGCUCGUACCUGUGCAUCGCGUCCAACGGCGUUCCGCCCUCGGUGUCCAAGCGGAUAUCGCUGAGCAUUCACUUCCACCCGGUGAUCCAGGUCCCCAAUCAACUGGUUGGUGCGCCCCUCGGCACGGACGUGUCCAUCGAGUGCCAGGUCGAAGCCUCGCCCAAAUCCAUCAACUACUGGGUAAAGGACACCGGAGAAAUGAUUGUGUCCUCGCCCAAGUACCACGUCCAGGACACGCCCAAGUCGAUGUACGAAACCAAAAUGUCGCUGACGGUGCGAUCGUUCCAGAAGGAGGACGUCGGAUCGUACCGGUGCAUCGCGAAGAACUCGCUCGGGGAGGUUGACAGUAGCAUCCGGUUGUAUGAAAUCCCGGGCCCGAACCGCAAGGUGUACGCCCCCAAGUACGGCACCGACCAGAACGACAUCGUGAAACCCGGUCAGGAGCGCACCUCCGGCAAGUCCAAACUGUCCUAUCCGCCGGACGACGAGGAACAGCAGUACGGCGGCGGGUCGGCCGAGGACUUUGACGAGAUCAUCGACACGAUGCAGCACCAGCACGGCCACAGUCACAGCCACAGCCAGAAACCGACGGCCCGGUCGCCGUUCGGGUCGUUGGACCAUCCGAACAGCAUCAACGGGCGGGGAGGGGGGUCUGCGAAUGGCCACAAUGGUGGAGGGUCGAGUAGUAAUGGUGGCAACAAUAAAAAUCUGAUAGCGAUGAUGAACAAUGACAUGGCCACGAGGAAGCCGUUUGUCAUUCCGCCGGGGGGUCGAGGGCCGGCCGGGGAUGGAAGUUUGGAGGGAAGCGGAGCGGGUCGACCGGGGAGUCAGGUUCACCUGGUGGUUCUGGUUUUGGUGGUCGGUAGUUGUUGGGUCGCGAUGGACCAUCGCCUGCGGCGGCAGUGCCUGCUGCUCUCUUAGAAAUCUGGUGCAGGUUUAGCAACGCAAAACGGGGGGCAGUUCUCUGGGAAGUCGGCAAGGGGAAUAGUUUUAAACUAUUUUAAGUUUUUUUCAGACAUUUUUUCAGCGUGAUUUUUUUAAACUGUGAGCUUUAUUGAUUUACUCUCGUCAGUAAAAUAUAUUUUUCAGUGCUCCGUAAAAAAAAAGUUUUACGCAAAAUGUUGCCAGUCUUAGUUUUCAAAAAUUUCUAACUGGAGAUCAGAAUCUGUAAAUAUGAAAAUAUUAUAUCGGUGAAAAUUGUUUUUUUCAAAAUAUUAAGGUUUUUGAAUUUCAGUACGGAUUUUUAAUUAAAAUGGCCUAUAAGGAUCGAUCUUUAAAAAAAAUUUAAAGGUAAAUUGUAGAGAAAUCUCUUACCUUUAAAACGCCUUUUUGGGUUUGUAAAUCCGUUUUGAUUGUCAAAAGAUAUUUCACUUAAAAGACAACAAUAUUUUGACUGAUUUUUGAGUGACAAAGAUGGCCCCAGAGAUUCAAGGUCAAGUGAAAGUUCGCUGCUCGAUUACUCUACAACUAUAAAAAACAUAUAUUUUUUAAAGGUCGAUCCACAUAAGGCCACAUCAAUUAAAAAUCUGUACCUAAAACCUUUAAAUUAAAAAAACGCAAUUUUCACCGAUAGAAUAUUUUCAUAAUUAGAGAUUCUGAUUAAAGCCGGAAAAACACAACUUUCUAAGUAUAAAUCUCCGAUGGGGUAUCUUGCUUUAUAAUAUUUUGUUCCAACCACACCGUGUGGAUGUUUUAGGCUUUUCUGAAAGAGUACAGUCAACUCACGGUGGUUGGUCACUUUUUCGUUUGACACUUUUUUAGUUUGCACUCCGUUGGUUGGUCAAAGUCAAACUA
Culex quinquefasciatus (southern house mosquito) is the source of this 3473-nucleotide messenger RNA. It is a transcript of the gene DIP-alpha, whose product is annotated as lachesin. Bases 1059 to 2600 code for a protein of 513 amino acids. The transcript is spliced from 10 exons. Gene Ontology annotation, cellular component: neuron projection. Lineage: Eukaryota; Metazoa; Arthropoda; Insecta; Diptera; Culicidae. The record is from RefSeq and is a predicted model, not a curated record.